This is a messenger RNA of Brassica rapa (field mustard), 2659 nucleotides long. RefSeq lists its product as uncharacterized. The record is from RefSeq and is a predicted model, not a curated record. Lineage: Eukaryota; Viridiplantae; Streptophyta; Magnoliopsida; Brassicales; Brassicaceae.
AGAGAGAUGGUGAGGUUGCACAUCCAUCAGACGCAAGAGCGUGGAAACAUUUCAACAAGGUACACGGAGAUUUUGCUACAAAUAUUCGGAAUGUCUAUCUUGGGUUAUGCACCGAUGGAUUUAGUCCAUUUGGAAUGUCUGGUAGACAAUAUUCUUUGUGGCCAGUCAUUCUUACGCCGUAUAAUUUACCGCCGGAUAUGUGCAUGGAACAAGAAUUUCUAUUUUUGACCAUAUUAAUCCCAGGGCCGAAGCAUCCAAAACGGUCUCUUGAUGUUUUUCUUCAACCGUUGAUAGAAGAGCUAAAGCAAUUGUGGUCAGAAGGGGUGAGGACGUACGAUUGUUCCUUGAAAACCAAUUUUACGAUGCGAGCAGUUCUGAUGUGGACGAUAAGUGAUUUCCCUGCUUAUGGGAUGUUGUCUGGCUGGACAACACAUGGAAGAUUAUCUUGUCCGUAUUGUCUUGGAUCCACGGAUGCUUUUCAACUGAAGAAUGGUAGGAAGAGUUGUUGGUUUGAUUGUCAUCGUCGGUUUCUUCCACUUGCCCAUCCGUACAGAAGAAACAAGACAUUGUUUCGACACAAAAAAAUUGUCAGAGACAGUCCUCCUCCAUAUCUCACCGGCCAGCAGAUCGAAGCGGACAUUGAUUAUUACGGAGCUCAGGAAACAGUUAAGGUUGGAGGAAAUUGGCAUGUUCCUGGAAAUAUGCCUGAUGGGUAUGGUGUAUCUCACAAUUGGCAUAAGAAGAGUAUAUUUUGGGAGCUACCGUAUUGGAAGGAUCUUCUCUUACGCCACAAUCUGGAUGUCAUGCAUAUCGAGAAGAACUUUUUUGAGAACAUCAUGAAUACAUUACUUAACGUCCCUGGGAAGACAAAAGAUAACAAAAAGUCAAGGAUGGACUUACCUGAUAUUUGCUCAAGAAGUGAGUUACAUAUCAAGAGCAAUGGAAACGUUCCUGUUCCCAUCUUCCGGUUGUCAUCAACAGCGAAAACAACCUUGUUUGACUGGGUUGCAUCGGAAGUUAAGUUUCCUGAUGGUUAUGUUUCAAAUAUGUCAAGAUGUAUUGAACGAGGUCAAAAGUUCUCCGGAAUGAAAAGUCAUGAUUGUCAUGUGUUUAUGCAACGACUGCUUCCAUUUGCUUUUGCCGAGCUCCUUCCAGCAAAUGUCCACGAAGCACUUGCAGCCAUCGGAGCAUUUUUCAGAGAUCUUAGCACACGUACGUUCAAAGAAGAAGUCAUCGAACAACUUCAUCAGAACAUUCCGAUCAUAUUGUGCAACCUGGAGAAGAUAUUUCCUCCUUCAUUUUUUGACGUCAUGGAGCAUCUAGUUGUCCACCUACCGUAUGAAGCAUUGCUUCGUGGACCUGUUCACAACGGAUGGAUGUAUCCAUAUGAGCGACAGAUGAAACAUUUGAAGGGGAAAGCAAGAAAUCUUGCAAAGGUAGAAGGUUCAAUAGUUGCAGGGAGUUUGACAGCCGAAACAUCUAACUUCACAUCAUACUACUUUGCUCCAACUGUUCGUACGAGAAAAAGAGUUCCUAGAAGAUAUGAUGAUGGUGGAGUACCGACAUCAUAUCCAAUUGAUGGUGUUCCUGACAUUUUCUGCGAAAUUGGACGGUUUGGUGGUAAAACGAAAGAAGUAUGGUGGUCAUGUGAAGAAGAUAAACAUAGUGCCCACACUUAUAUUCUGCUCAACUGCGAGGAUGCAAUGACCCGUUACUUUGAAAGGAUGUUUGUAUCUCAAGUUGAAGAAGCAAUACCAGGAAUAUCUGCAACUGAUGUGGAUACACGUAAAGAUAAACACUUUGUCAAGUGGUUAAAAUCACAGGUUGAUUAUGACGAUCCUUAUUAUCCCGUAUGGUUUCAUGAAUUGGUUCAAGGUCCAGUUGCAAAGGUCACCACAUCACCUAUGUAUUUCACACGAGGAUUUACCUUUCACACAUACGAGUAUGGGAGACAUCGGGCAACGAGUAACUACGGAAUAUGUGUGAAAGGUGAAACAGACUUUUACGGGAUAUUGCAGGAGAUUAUUGAAGUGGAAUUUCCGGGGUUAUUGAAGCUAAAAUGCGUGCUCUUCAAAUGUGAAUGGUUCGAUCCUGUUGUGAACCGCGGGAUUCGGUAUAACAAAUUUGGUGUUGUGGAUGUCAAUUUUGGGAGAAGAUACAACAAAUUUGAGCCUUUCAUUUUAGCUUCACAAGCCGAGCAAGUUAGCUUCCUUCCUUAUCCUCGGCUUCGAACUUCCGGGAUAAACUGGGUAACUGCUAUCAAAGUUACACCUCGUGGACGCAUUGUCGUUGGAGAAGAACCGCCCUUGCAAGAAGAAGACGCUAUCACUGAAGUUGAGGUACCAGAACAACCAACUGAUGAAAUCCUUUUGAUCGACCCGCAAAACUUUCAAUAUGAAGAUAUUCCCGAAGAUGCGACAGAUGAAGCACGUGAAGACGAGUUCGAGAGAAGCGACGAUGAUGAUUGUAAUGAUAGUGAUGAGAACGAAAACGAUUUAGAGUGAUGUAAUAUAUGUAUCAAAUGUUGGAUUUCUCUAUUGUAACAUUUUCUAAAAGAAAGAGUAAGAAGUAGUAUGAUAUAAGAUAUGAUGUUAGAUGAUAUGUCACUUUGGGGUUUAGGGAUUUCAUUCUCGGUGUUUAGGGUUAAGCGUCGUAAUUU